Molecule: messenger RNA, 3918 nt
Organism: Parnassius apollo (apollo)
Lineage: Eukaryota; Metazoa; Arthropoda; Insecta; Lepidoptera; Papilionidae
Source: the annotation of a GenBank genome assembly
AUGUCGGUGUCGGAUCGCUCGAGUCCCGUGAACGGCGGCUACGAGGCCGCGAGCUUGGAGCCUGCGAUGAGGCUCACUGUCCGCAAAGACCUCUUCCCUGAGGAGUGUCUGUCGGAUGUUACGCCUGUUAUUUCCAGCGGUGAGAUGUUGCAAGAAGGAGUCGAGGGCGUCUCUUGCGUAAAACUCGCAACGGACUUUGAGCAAAGCAUUGAUGACAUUGCUAAUCAAAAAUUGCAAGUACACAAUGGAGCUCUGCCGUCUCAAACACGUACUCGCCACAGAAAACACAAGCAGCACUCAAGACGUGAUGCUGAACACUCGCCUAUUAAUGGUUGUCUUUCCACACCGAAGAAAAAAAAGAAAAAGUCCCUUCGUGAAUACUAUCAAAGGACUGCAAAAACAAAUAGUAUAGUACCCUCACAAGUGAAGAAAGGUGGCAAAAACUUAUAUUUAGUCAGUAGCAGUGAGUGUCAAAAUGAAGCAGGUGAUGAUGAAGAAGAGUCCAAUAAAAGUGAAAGUUCAGAGGAUGAGGUCCUCAAGUGCAGUGUUAAGUUACCUAUUAUUAAUUUACAACGACAAAGUGGUAAACCUUACAGUCAUGAACUUAGUCAAUUAUCGACAAAAAAGAGUAAAUCAAAAGAAUCUUCUAAGAAGAGGACACAUGUAGUGAUGCCUUGUAGUGGUAAGCCACGUUCAAUGCUAGGAAUUUGUAGUUCACGCAGCAAGAAAAAGUCUAAGAAACUCGAUUACACAGCCACAUAUCAAAGUCAGAUAGUGGACACUAAUACUAAUAUAAAGCUUAAGAUCAGAAGAACAAGUGCACAUGAUAUGGUUACUCCAACACCUAUUUCAGUAGCUGACAUAGGUCAGAGAAAAUCCAAAAAGAAAAGAUCCGCUACGCCUGAGGUAAGCGAAAGCUCUGGUGAGGAGUAUGAUCCAUCUCGUGGAGACACCUCCGCUGCCAUGAGCGUGGCCGCACCCAAGCCGCGUCAACCGCGGCCUAAGACACGAAAAGUUAACAGUAAUAAAAGUAAAAGUGAAAAGACUGACAAAAGUAGAGUUAGUGGAGAUGGUAAAAAAAAAGAUACUGGGCCACAAAGUCCCUGGGCUCAUUCCAUGCCUGAAGAGAUUCUCUUUAAAAUUUUUGAUUAUGUUGUGUCUUCACAGGGCACUUUACCCACUGUAAUCAGGUUAAGUGGAGUAUGCAAAUUGUGGCACAGUGUGAGUUGUAGGCCAGAGUUAUGGCGGAAUGUAGAUCUUGCACAAUAUACAAGUGAAAAGAACAGAACAGACUUCAAAUUGGUGUGGCUUCUCGAAAAUCGCUUAACGCUAUGUCAAACUUUAAAUAUUGCUCAAUGGAAAGUGUGCAAAGUGUCGUGGGUGUUAGCAUGUGUGAUAAACUACUGCCCGGAACUGGUUGAGCUGAGCGUGGCUGGGUGGAGCAGAAUUACGCCGGAACAGCUUUAUGAUCUCGUUCAGGGAUUGCCGAAAUUACAACGCCUUGAUUUAUCAUUAACGUCUGAAACAGGCGGAUCGAGCACGUGCCUGUCCGCGACCUCGAUAGCUCGGGUGGCGGAGAACUUUGGCGAACGACUCACUCAUCUCACCUUGGCCAAUAACAAGUUCACGGCGCUACCUCAGAUUCUUUCUUCUGUUGCUUCACACUGUCCAAAUCUGGAGGUGUUGGACAUAUCGGGAGCGAUGGCCACCACGCACCCAGCUGCAGUGCCUCUAGAGGCCUUGCAGAAAGGCUGCCCCAAGAUGCGUGUCUUCAGAGCCGCCAACUCACAACUGGUACUUGCAUCUGCCACCACAUCUCAGCAGAUGGAGGUGGAGGGGUGGACGUGCCUGGAGGAGCUGUCGAUCGCGGGCGAGCCUGGGGCGGAGCGCGUGGGUGUGGGCGAGUACCGGCUGGGCGACGAGGCGCUGGGGCGACUGGUGCGCGGCGCCACGCGCCUGCGCCUGCUCGACCUGCGCGGUCUGCAGCGCCUCACUGACUCCGGCAUCGUGCGCGUGCCCGCCUGGGACCUGCAACACCUCUUCCUCGGAGGGUCCAACAUAAUUCGCAAGAGCAGUGCGUGCCUGGAGCUGAUAUGCGAAAAGUGGUCCCAUAGCCUGCUGGAGCUGGAUUUGUCGUGGGCAUCAGCCACACGCGUACUUAACGAUGCCGUUGCCACUCUAGCGGACUCACCCCACAGCAAGCUCAGAAUACUCAAUUUAUGUGGAUCUGCAGUAUUUUUGGAACAAGUGAAAAAGGUCUUACUCAAGUGUCCACACUUAGAAUCAUUAAACCUCAGCUCCUGUCGAGCCCUACCGAGGGGUAUGAAACGUCUGUUCACUGGAAAGGAGCUACAGGAUCUUAAAGAUAGUUUAGAUCCUGAAAAGGCGAAACCCAAAGAAGACUCUGACGAUGAUGAUGAAAGCACAAGUGUGAACAUAACAAAGAAAGAGGCUGAUUCAAAAUCUGGCAAUACGCCUAAAGCAUCCCCAAAGAAUAAUAUAUCUGAUAAUACUGGUGCCAAAGUUAAAGGGAAAUCCUCAGAAAAGUCUUCCCCAUGUGUAUUCCAAGAACCUAAAAGCGUCUCUGAUACUAGUGCUACUCCCGAAAGUCAGGGAUCGCAAUCUUCCAUUAUUACUAAGACAGUUGAAUCUACGAAAGACAUUUCAGAGACUGUAACAUCCUUAGCAAAUAAUAAAAGUUCCAGAACACCGACUUCAAACUUAUCAAGCCCACUUGCUCAAUCAAAACCGGAUUCUUCUUCCACUCCGAGGUCAGAAUCAGUCAAAAAUGAUCUUGGCAGUCCUCAUUUUAGCCCCGUCCGAAAACCCGACAGUCAAGUGCCUAAUAGUCCUGAUGUACUUCCCGAAUUAGCUAAAAGCAAUAACUCGUGGAAUUUAGGACAAUUUAAAACUACACCCACCCAUAAAUCAGAAGCAAGUCCACUAAAUAGAUUAGAGAGCCAUAAUACAAGUAAAUUAAAACAUAGUAAAAUUGUUGAACAAUGCAGCCCCACUACUUCAUUAGAGAACAAACCUAGUCCAGAAACUCACUGUUUAAAACCUGAUAUAAAGAAUCCGAGCAGUUGGAAUUAUUCCGGUGGUUAUAGUCCCAUGACUAGACAGGAUCAAUUCUCCUCACAGAGAAGUCCUUACUCUGCCCAGCCAAGUCCAGCACAACCCAGCCCAUACUCUACCCAGCCUAGUCCGUACUCCACCCAACCUAGUCCAUACUCCUCCCAACCUAGUCCCUAUUCUGCACAACCAAGUCCAGAUACAAGUCAAAUGGUUAAACCAGAUAUCCAAAAAGCAAGCGCUUGGAAUACAGGCAACUUCAGUCCUAUGCCAAAACAACACACGCCUUUUUCACCCCACCCUUCCACGCACCCAAGUCCUGACCCAGGUCUUGGUGUGAAGAGUGAUGCUUUCCGUAAUAAUUGCAGUAAAACGCCCGGACAAUACAGCCCUAUGUCGAGACAAGACAGGCUGCACCACAGCCCAUAUUCACCUAGGCCGAGCGUUGAAAAUGUAUAUAGUAACAAAAAGAGCCCAGGUGUAGGGAAAUACAGUCCAAUGAUGCGUCCCGAAUGCCAUUUGCCUAGUCCAGACGGCGGGCAUACGUCGAGACCUAUUGUAAGCGGAAGAACUCAAGAUAUAUACGGACGAUCGGUUUCAAAAAUGUCAGAAAUGGUCCAAAAUAUCCCACCGCCCGAAGUGCCCAAUUCUUGGGGAUUCAGCCAAGUAAAUAACACCUCGACAAGCGGUAUAGAGUCCCUCGUAUGGGGCGGAUCGUCAUUUAACACGGAGCCGACGUUGCCGCCGCGUGUAGAUAACAUUCCCUCGAUGCUAAACACGCCGUCGCCUCAAACGUGGAAUGACCUACCUCCUUUGAUAGUGCUAUUCGAAGACCUAACGAGUUAA